Messenger RNA from Manduca sexta (tobacco hornworm), 1481 nucleotides. RefSeq names its product 28S ribosomal protein S9, mitochondrial (gene mRpS9). The coding region runs from base 198 to 1406 and encodes 402 amino acids. The transcript has a single exon. The record is from RefSeq and is a predicted model, not a curated record. Gene Ontology annotation, molecular function: structural constituent of ribosome; RNA binding. Lineage: Eukaryota; Metazoa; Arthropoda; Insecta; Lepidoptera; Sphingidae. Gene Ontology annotation, cellular component: mitochondrial small ribosomal subunit; ribosome. Gene Ontology annotation, biological process: translation.
AAAGACAAAUUUUCGGGCAACAUUCGUAAAAAAUUAAAACACAAAAAAUCUAUAUAAAUUGAGGUUAUAAAAUUCUAAUAAUUGAGAAGUAUCUACGAGUCUCAAAAAAGCAAAGUAUCUAUUUUAAAACGACUCUAAGUAUCUUAUGGUAAUGGACCGUGUACUAAGAAUAAGUGCAUGAACUCAACCGUUUCACUAUGUUCCAAAGUGGAAUAAAGUCUUUCUCUUUGAGGCAAUUACUGCCCGCAACAAAGCUAUGUGUUAAUUAUAAAAACCCAUUAAUAUGUGCCAGUAUACAGUAUAGUACGAAAUCUGUGGACCCAUCUAAAAAUGUUCUCAAUAACUUAACAGACUGGGAAACAUUAAGCGAAAAGAAAAAAAUCAGCAAGGCUAUGAAGGCUUAUUUAGAAAGAGCCAAAGAACAUGAUGAAUUUAUGAAACAACAGCAAAUUGAAUACAAUAUUGGUAAGCGACACCUUGCAAACAUGAUGGGGGAGGAUCCGGAGACGUUUACUCAAAAAGAUGUCGACCGAGCUAUUGAAUAUUUAUUUCCAAGUGGUAUUUAUGACCCUGCUGCUCGACCACUAAUGAAACCACCAGAAGAAGUGUUUCCUGCUCGUAAAGCCGCUGAAUUUGAUGAAGCUGGCAGGCCUCACCAUUUCUUAUUUUAUACUGGAAAGCCUAAUUUUUUCAAACUUCUACAUGAUGCUGCUGAUAAUUUACAACAACUGUACAAUUUCCAAGAUAAGGUUAUAAGAAAAAAGGCAACACCAGAUCCGAAUGGCAAACUCGAAUUAGGCAGCAGUCUAUGGUUAUCCAAAGAUCAACUAGAACAAGUUCUUGUUGAGAGUAUUUCCGAUUUAGAAUAUGAUAAUUUCAAAGUGGUCAUGGAGAGACUGGCCGCUUUUCCUUAUUCAUAUAGAUACAAAGAUUUUAUUGAAAAGUAUAGGAAACCUCUAGUUUCCCAGAAAUUUGCUUUAGAAAUACCCAAACCUAGUUAUGAUGAUGAAGGUCGAGCUUUUGUUACCACUUAUGAAUGUUUACGCAAAGAUUCAAGGGGAGAUGUCACUAUUCGUUCUCCAGGCACUGGAAAAAUAACAAUAAAUGGCAAGGAUUUGACAUACUUUGAAGAUGUCCAAUCUAGAGAGCAAGUUAUGUUCCCAUUAAUCUUUAGUGGAAUGCAAGAUCGGGUUGAUGUAGAAUGUAAUAUUGAAGGUGGAGGACCAUCUGGCCAGUCUGGAGCUAUAAGAUGGGGCAUUGCCUGGGGAUUACGUAGUUUUGUUGAUAAAGACAUGUUGGAAAAAAUGCAAGUGGCUGGCAUAUUAACCAGAGACCACAGAAGACGUGAACGAAAGAAGCCUGGCCAACCUGGUGCAAGAAAGAAGCCUACCUGGAAGAAGAGAUAAUUUGCAUUGUUUUCAAUAGAAAAUAAAAGAACUAGAUAUGACAAAAUUCUUUUAAUUACAUAAUACUCUCAACUA